Messenger RNA from Helicoverpa armigera (cotton bollworm), 628 nucleotides. RefSeq lists its product as uncharacterized. The transcript is spliced from 3 exons. Lineage: Eukaryota; Metazoa; Arthropoda; Insecta; Lepidoptera; Noctuidae. Bases 75 to 506 code for a protein of 143 amino acids. The record is from RefSeq and is a predicted model, not a curated record.
UUGUCAAUUGUCUCAAUUAUUAUCCAACAGUCUGAAGAAAUACAUCGCAAAAUAAUGUGAAACUCGACAGAACAAUGUUGAUUAAACUGUUGUGUGUUGUUGUAAUUGUUGGUGCGUGUGUUGGUGAAUAUGUUGGUGAUGACGAAUAUGUUGAUGCAGUGUUGGAUAUGCUGUUGAACGGCGUUAGUAAGGAGUUUGAGCAGUCCGAUGAAAAUGAUAGUGGAGAAGUACCAGUUUUGACUGGCGGUAUCUGGAAGUGUGGGAGAUGUGAUGACAUUGAUGAGACCAGGCUGAUAUACUCCGAAGUCAACGAAGUGGAUGCUGAUACAUUGACUGAUGAAUCGCUUGACAUACAGAUAGGCCUAUCCCUCCCCGAUAUGAAGUGCGUGACAGUGAACUCAGAUGUGGCGGGCGUCGUGCGUCGAGUCGCGGGCGCAUGUAGUGGGGAGUCUGUCACGCUCAGCGUGGCGCCGGCGCAGCAUUUCACUGUACAAGUUUAUAGUUAGAAAACGGAAUGAUCACAGGACGACUUUUGCUGAAUAUAGAGUAUUGAUUGUAAAAAUAAUCGUUUGUAAGCUGAGCAUACCAAUGUGUGUGGGAUAGUUUGAUCUCCGUCCCAUUGGUGGCC